Molecule: messenger RNA, 1344 nt
Organism: Symbiodinium natans
Lineage: Eukaryota; Dinophyceae; Suessiales; Symbiodiniaceae
Source: the annotation of a GenBank genome assembly
AUGGGGUGUUGGUUCCUCUUCAUGCUGCCGCUGGCGAUGGCCAACCUCGAGCCAUUUGCCUUGCCACCAGGUUUUGAAGGCACGUGGCAGGGCGUGCCCUACGCAAGCGUGGUGGGGCCUUGGUCGGAGAACUUCACCUUCUCGAUCACACGGAUACCGCAGGGAGACUACUUGUUUCAAGCGAACCUACCUUUCGACGCUUCUCCGGAGUUCAGGCAGUAUUGGAGCUGGCAGCGAUCCUACCUGAGAGUCUCUGGCGAAGAUCGCGGACGCCUGCUGCAUUGCCCAGGGCCCCGGGACCCCAAGCGCUUGCGGGUGGCGAUGAUGCAGGCGCACGCUGUGGGGCCUCGAGAGGUGACCUUCUGCCUGAGGAAGUGGCCCGGCUACAUUGACUCCGAGCACCCUUUCCCUUUCAAAACCCUUGGCUGCUACACCGCUGGCCCAGAAGAGGGCUGCGGCUGCUUCAACUGGACCCUUCGUGUGGACGAGUCCGGCACGACUCUGGACUACCAGGUGUCGAUGGCCGGAUCGCCACUCCGGCAACACUCGAAGCACGUGUGGGCCACCUUGAAGAGAGUUCCCUAUGUGGCAACCGUUGAUCUUCAUUUCCCCGGACCGGGCGGCCACUUCGAUUGCGACUACACACACCGUGAUGAGCAUCAAACUCCACUGGCCAGCUGCCCCUUUGCCUUGUACUAUCGACCACCGGCAGAGAGCAGCACCGUAGCAAGGAGUACCUUUGAGCACUGCUACAACUUGGAUGCGAAAGUCGGUCUAGUCUUAGAGUGGGAUUUGGAUGAGAAGGCGUCGCUGCUUCAUGUACAGAUCUCUGCACUCGCAGAGGCAGCAGACUAUGUGUCAGUUGGGUUCCGGCCGCUGGGUGGCUCAUCCAGCGGAGAAGCAAGAAGGGCAGGGACGGGUCGGGAACAGCGCUUCGGAAUGCGUGGCGCAGACAUUGUUCUGGGGCACUCAGCAAGCUCAGCAGACUCAGCAGGUGUGGAGCGGUACUAUGCCAGUGCGUACUCGGGAGCUCCGGGUCCCGAUGAGUCCUUGGAGAUUUGGAAUGCCUCAGUCGAGAGGCGAGGUGGACGCAUCGCUUUAGAAUUCCGGAGACCGUUGGUGAGUGGCUAUUUGUUCGCAAAGCAUGGCAUUAAUGCGUCUAUCCUCUCCGACCUGUCAGACAUGAUGUGGGCUGUUGGGCGGUGGGAUGAGGCGAAUCAGGUGCCGUCCUACCAUGGUGCACUGCGUGGCUGGAGGGAGGUCAACUGGACAGAUCCUGAGUUCGACUCUCGCCCACUCCUUUCCCUGCGUCCGUACAGGUGUGGCAUGGUGCUCUACCCCUGA